This is a messenger RNA of Gracilinanus agilis (Agile Gracile Mouse Opossum), 2618 nucleotides long. RefSeq names its product hypoxia inducible factor 1 subunit alpha inhibitor (gene HIF1AN). The coding region runs from base 1 to 1059 and encodes 352 amino acids. The transcript is spliced from 8 exons. Gene Ontology annotation, molecular function: [protein]-asparagine 3-dioxygenase activity; peptidyl-histidine dioxygenase activity; ankyrin repeat binding. The record is from RefSeq and is a predicted model, not a curated record. Gene Ontology annotation, biological process: peptidyl-aspartic acid hydroxylation; negative regulation of Notch signaling pathway. Gene Ontology annotation, cellular component: nucleus; cytoplasm. Lineage: Eukaryota; Metazoa; Chordata; Mammalia; Didelphimorphia; Didelphidae.
AUGGCGGCUGCUGCGGCUACGGCGGCGGCCUCUUCGGCCUCUGGCUCUGGGGGCCCUCGAGAAGAGGCCGAGGCUCCGAGCGUGGCUUGGAAUGAGUCCCAGCUCCGUAGCUAUAGCUUUCGGACCCAGCCCAUCCCGCGUCUGAGCCAGAGUGAUCCUCGGGCCGAGGAGCUCAUCGAGAGUGAGGAGCCUGUGGUAUUGACUGACACAAACUUAGUGUAUCCUGCCCUGAAAUGGGACCUCGAUUAUCUACAAGAAAAUAUUGGCAAUGGAGAUUUCUCAGUGUAUAGUGCCAGUACCCACAAAUUCCUGUACUAUGAUGAGAAAAAGAUGGCUAACUUCCAAACUUUUAAACCAAGGUCCAACAGGGAAGAGAUGAAAUUCCAUGAAUUUGUAGAGAAGCUACAGGACAUACAACAGCGGGGCAGUGAAGAGAGGUUGUAUCUGCAGCAGACUCUCAAUGACACAGUAGGCAGGAAGAUUGUCAUGGACUUCUUGGGUUUUAACUGGAACUGGAUUAAUAAACAGCAGGGAAAGCGUGGCUGGGGGCAACUGACCUCCAAUCUGCUGCUCAUUGGCAUGGAAGGAAAUGUGACACCUGCUCACUAUGAUGAACAACAAAACUUCUUUGCUCAGAUUAAGGGCUAUAAGCGAUGCAUCCUGUUUCCUCCAGAUCAAUUUGAGUGCCUCUAUCCGUAUCCUGUGCACCAUCCCUGUGAUAGACAAAGUCAGGUGGAUUUUGACAAUCCUGACUACGAGAGGUUUCCCAAUUUCCAGAAUGUGGUUGGCUAUGAGACAGUGGUUGGCCCUGGUGAUGUUCUUUACAUCCCUAUGUAUUGGUGGCAUCACAUAGAAUCAUUACUGAAUGGGGGAACCACCAUCACUGUGAACUUCUGGUACAAGGGGGCACCCACCCCUAAGAGGAUUGAAUAUCCUCUCAAGGCUCAUCAAAAAGUGGCCAUAAUGAGAAACAUUGAGAAGAUGCUGGGAGAGGCCCUAGGGAACCCACAAGAGGUGGGCCCCUUGUUGAACACGAUGAUCAAGGGUCGAUACAACUAGCCUGCCUGAAGCCUGAGGCCUCCUUCUGGGUGACUGCCAACACUCCCAUCCCAUCCCAUCCCAUCUCGUCCGGUUCACGCUGCUUCGUUGAUGAGGACUGGAAGAUCCAGAAUGAUAGUAUUGCACGCAGCACUUAACAGACUGGGUUCCUGCCCCUGCCUCCCAGGGCAGGAGUGUGAGGUUAGGUGGAGCAAUUAAGCAACCCACCCUCCUCUGCUCCCAGCUUGAGUGAUUUCUUCCUUUCUUCUGUUUCUACUCCCCCAUUCCCCCCACCCCCCAAUUCCUGCAUUUAGUGUGGAGUUCCAGCUCUGUGUCAUUGUCUGUCUGUCUAUCUUUGUGUCCUUCCCCCAAGACCCCUGAGGCUGUGAUGGAGCUCCCAUCACUUGGCAUGAUGUCCUACAGCCUCACUGCCAUGGUCUGGGUAGGGGAAGGAGCCACGUCUACCUGGAUCAUGUUGGCAUCUUUGAAUGGAUUUUGUUGACUUGAUGACUAGUCUCCCAGGCUCCUGGAACUGCUGGGUGUUUCAGCCUUUCUUGUCCCCAUUCUGGCUAGAUACUCUUUCUGUACACAACAGUCUAGUUUGAUUUGGUACAGCAUGGGUGUAUCUUGGGUACCAGAAGGAGGAAGGAGCUACCUGGCUUGUGUGUGUACAUCCUUAUUCCCAUACUUUGGCCAGGAUCUGCCUCCCAACACUCCCCAGUCUGACUUUGCCAAUCCUGGCUGUGCUACAGGACAAGGAGCUGUCUGGCCUGAGUGUGCCUCUGUUCUGAUGGCCACACUAUGGCUGAAGUCUAUCAACCAAUACUCCACAUGCUGACUUUAUCCACUUCCACUGGGUACUACUGCAGGGAAGUUGCUGCCUGACCCACCAAGAUGAUUUUUAAUUUGGUUUUUCGCCUAUUAAUUCUGGCUGGGCCUUGCUGCAACAAGCUUGAGGUUUAUCAGGUAAAACCUCUGGGGCUCAGGAAUCCCCUGCCUAGCCCCUUCCUUUUGGGUUGAGCUUCCUCACUUUCUUGCUCCCAACUAGCUGCUCUCCCCUAGAGACAAUGGGAAGGUCAAUGAUGGGAGCAGUUGACCCUAGGAUCCAAGAGGUGAACUGGAGCCUUCCUGUCCUUGAGGGUGAUGAACCAGAGCCCUUGCCAUCUCUCCUACUUCUGGAUAUACAGAUGCUCCAAACCUCUGAAAGCCCCUCAAGAAUCAAGGUAGCUACAGCCACCAGGAACAGGCUUUUCCUUGAUUGUCUUGAGCAACAGGGCUGCCCUUUUGCAGGAAAUCUUCCUAGAAGCAGUAAGGGAGGAAACCUGUUUUAUUUUUUCCCUUUUUGCCAAAGGUUUAACUCUUCAGUGUCUGAGCAAUGGUUCUUGUCCCCAGAAGCUCAGCUUAUAAUGCACUGAUGGACUGGUGUAUGUAGGGGAGGGGGUGUUUACUUUUGUAAAUCCCUGUGCUUUCUAUGCCUGCCCUGGUGUUCUCUGUGAUGGGGACAGGGUGUGUGUGAGUGUGGAAGACACGGUACCUUCUCUAGUGUAGUUCUUUCAAUAACAACCAAUUUUGGGAAAUGA